Molecule: messenger RNA, 641 nt
Organism: Drosophila ficusphila
Lineage: Eukaryota; Metazoa; Arthropoda; Insecta; Diptera; Drosophilidae
Exons: 2
Coding region: 21-386 (121 amino acids)
Source: RefSeq, a predicted model, not a curated record
ACCAAACAAGUAACGGGAAAAUGCGGCGUCCUGCGAUAUUCGUAGCAAUCUGCACAAUAUUUGUAUUUAAAUUCGCUCUCGGCUACAAGGAAAUGCAUGGACUGAAUGGAAAGUUAUUUCCCAAGGCAGCCACAUUUAAUUUUCCAGAGUACGCAUAUAAGGAGACCAGUAAGAAUGAAAUAACUUAUCAUGAAAUGGAGGUGACUUGUGACCAGCACGCCCAGUGCAUAAACCUCAGUCCCGUGGGCGUGGCCAAGAUCAACUGCAUCCGGCAGUGCAUUUCACCAUCCUGCUACAAGGACAUCUAUGCCUUCAACGAGCUGGAGGAGGGCGAAAUCGAUGCCCGGCUGAACUCCUUUAAGGGCUGUGUCAUCCAGCGAAUGUAGCAGCGACCCCAGUUGUUCAAGGAGUACUUAAUCUACAAAUGGCUGGAGUUCACUGGGAUCACCUAUUAAACUUGACUUAUGAUAAUCUUUGCCGAGGACUCGCUUUUAAAAGACUUUUAGCGGCAGAGGAUCUUAGGCUUUCGCCUUUUGUAGAGCAUCAAAUAUGAAAAGAAAUAAGCUUGUGAAUCUGUAAUCGAAAUAUGGUCCUUAACCUUAAAGCCAAAUUUAGAAUAAACUUUUUUCACCUAACUUAAA